UCGCAGAAAUGAAUAAAAUGAAUGUAUCUCGAACUAAAAUUCAUCUGGAAUUAUUUGUCGCAGAAAUGGAUAAAAUGGAUGUAUCUAGAACUAAAAUUCAUCUAGAUACAUCCAUUUCUUCAACAAGUAUUCACAUAUAACUAGAACCAUGCAGCUGCGUCAUUGCAGAUCCAAAUGGGAUUGCUAGAUCUUGACGUAACCCAUAAUAAUUCCAAAGGACUUCUCAUGAGCACAUGCUCAGAACUUGACCUACCGGCGGCUUUUCUUUUCGUUCUCGUCAACCUAGUCGGCCUACCAUCAUCAGAUGACGCACCUUGACGUUAAACAAUCGAUUAAUCUGGCACAUUUUGUAAUCCAUUACAAAGCAGUAGAUGCCAGUCCACUCUCAGUGACCUCCGAAUGGCGACAAUGUCCAUACUCCAUUGUCUAUCCUCUGUGCCAGAGCUCCAAAAGAAGACGCAUAUACAAAUGGGAUUCCAAUCCAAGGUCACUGCAAACCUAGGACUAGGAGCAAGCGACUCCCGAAAGCGAAGGCGACGUUGACUGCCGCCGGCCCGUCACCGCCACCGCCAUUAACAGUCAGCUUCCAGAGCUCGUCGAAAGGGUCAAACACCAUCCAUGGAGCUCGCCGCGCUGCUCCUGCUCCUCCCCUUCCUCCUCGCCGGCCUCCUCUGCCUCGGGAAGAAGGACGGCGGGGCCGAUGCGCGGCGCCUCCCUCCGGCUCCUUGCGGCCUGCCCGUCAUCGGCAACCUGCACCAGGUGGGCGCGCUCCCACACCGCGCCCUGCGCGCGCUCGCCGCCGCCCACGGCGCGCCCGACCUCCUGCGGCUCCGCCUCGGCCAGGUCCCCGCGCUGGUCGCCUCCUCCCCGGCCGCGGCCGCCGAGCUCAUGCGGGCGCACGACCACGCCUUCGCCACGCGCCCCUACUUCCGCACCGCCGAGAUCCUCACCUACGGCUUCCGGGACCUCGUCUUCGCGCCCCACGGCGAGCACUGGCGCCACGUCCGCCGGCUCUGCUCCGAGCACGUCCUCAGCGCCGCCCGGUCGCGCCGCCACAGCGCCAUGCGAGAGCGGGAGGUGGCCGCCCUCGUCCAGGCCGUCGCCGACCGCGCCGCUUCUUCUUCUUCUUCCGCCGCCGCCGUGGUCGACGUGAGCGGGGCGCUGUACCGGUUCGCGAACGACGUGAUCUGCCGGGUGGUCUCGGGGGCUAGGCUGUCGAGAGAGGAGGAGGGAGGAGGAGGGAGGAGCGAGCUGUUCAGGGAGCUGAUCGAGGAUAACACGGCGCUGCUGGGCGGGUUCUGCGUCGGCGACUACUUCCCGGCGCUGGCGUGGGCGGACGCGCUGCUGUCCGGCGGCGGCGCGAGGGCGUGGAGGAACUUCAGGCGGUGGGACGAGCUGCUGGAAAAGGUGGUCGUUGAACACGAGGGGGCGAGGAGCGGUGCCGGCAUGGAGGAGGAGGAGGACUUCGUGGACGUGCUGCUGGCACUGCGGGAGGACGGGCACGGGCACGGGCAGGACGGGUUCGAGCUGAGCAGGGACAUCAUCAAGUCGCUAUUGGCGGACAUGUUCGCGGCGGGAACGGAAACGACAUACAUCGCGCUGGAAUGGGCCAUGUCGGAGCUGAUGAGGAACCCCGCGGCGAUGCGGAGGCUACAGCAGGAGGUGCGCAACGCCGCCGCCGCCGCAUCGGCCGGCGGCAUCGCCAAGGCCGACGCGCUCGGCGCGGCCACGGCGCCCUACCUGAAGGCGGUCGUGAAGGAGACGCUCCGCCUCCACCCGCCGGUGCCGCUGCUCCUGUCCCGCGAGUGCAUGCAGGACGCCGCCGUGCUGGGCUACCACGUCGCCGAGGGCACGCGGGUGUUCGUCAACGCCUGGGCCAUCAACCGCGACCCAGGCUCCUGGGACGCGCCCGAAGAAUUCCUCCCCGAAAGGUUCUUGGAGAGCGAGGUGGACUUCAGGGGCGGGCACUUCGAGUUCAUACCCUUCGGGGCCGGGCGGAGGAUCUGCCCCGGGAUGCAGUUCGGGCUGGCGACCGUGGAGCUCGCGCUCGCCAACCUGGUGCGCCUGUUCGACUGGGAGCUGCCGGACGGCAUGGCGCCGGAGGAGCUCGACAUGUCGGACGCGCCCGGGCUGACCACGCCAAGGCGGGUGGGCCUCCGGCUCGUCGCGAGGCCCGUUCGAGUGGGAUCAUGAAACAGGACUAGGCCCAGCAAGCAACGUGCAAAACUAGAGUUCAUGAAUGAAUCAAGAACACCCUCUCGCUAGGGUUUUUCCUCCCGGAGGCGAUUUUAUCGCCGCCGUCGAGAUCUUUGCUUCCCUCCUCCGAUCCCCCUCG
Messenger RNA from Triticum urartu, 2335 nucleotides. Its product is annotated as cytochrome P450 71A1-like. The record is from RefSeq and is a predicted model, not a curated record. NCBI's taxonomy places the organism in Eukaryota, Viridiplantae, Streptophyta, Magnoliopsida, Poales, Poaceae. Gene Ontology annotation, molecular function: heme binding; monooxygenase activity; iron ion binding.